Molecule: messenger RNA, 3767 nt
Organism: Engraulis encrasicolus (European anchovy)
Lineage: Eukaryota; Metazoa; Chordata; Actinopteri; Clupeiformes; Engraulidae
Gene: nt5dc3
Product: 5'-nucleotidase domain containing 3
Exons: 14
Coding region: 111-1835 (574 amino acids)
Molecular function (GO): 5'-nucleotidase activity
Source: RefSeq, a predicted model, not a curated record
UCGCGCAGCUCAUCCCAAUGACAACUUGAAAAGUGAGGACCGAAGUGGACCCAUGUGCUGUGUUUCUGGUCAGUUAUAGUCACACACGCAGCGCAGAUCACAGGCGAAUCAUGCCGCCCCUAUCGCUACCCCUUAUGAGUAUUUUUAGACACAAAAACAAGGAUGGUUUUCAAAGGCUAUUGACAUGGUGCAGUACCAUACACACAGACUCUGGAAUAUGGUCACUCGGCAGUGUCCGAUUCUCAAAUAAGGCUGGGUGUUUGAAGACAACUGAUCUGGCACGAACUGCCCGGCAAGUUUGGGGACCUCGGGCCACACCAUACAUGUGCUUCUCAACCACUUGCGGCGAGGAUAGGACGGACUGGCUGUGGUCAGAAUACAACAAAACAAAAUCGCAAACAGAAGCACUCAUCCCUGAUAUAUUGAGGAAUUCAGUGAAUCCCAACACAAUAUUUGCCAACAAUGAAACCAGUCUACAAGAGAUUGAGAUAUAUGGGUUUGACUAUGACUACACCUUGGCAUUCUACUCAAGUCAUCUUCACACUCUAAUUUUCAACAUCGCACGGGACAUCCUCAUAGAAGAACACAGAUAUCCUGAGGGGUUACGAGAAUACGAGUACAUUCCUAAUUUUGUGAUCAGAGGACUUCACUAUGACGUGCAAAAGGCUUUGCUAAUGAAGAUAGAUGCCUUUCACUACAUCCAGCUGGGAACAGUGUACAGGGGUCUUCACCCAGUCCCUGAUAAGGAAGUGAUAGCCAUGUACGAAGGCUCCCAUGUCCCCCUGGAGAUCAUGAGUGACUUCUAUGGCAAGAGCUCCCAUGGCCACACCAUGAAGCAGUUCAUGGACAUCUUCUCCCUGCCCGAGAUGAAUCUUCUCUGCUGUGUCAAUGACUACUUCAUGAAGCACAACAUCGACUAUGAGCCAGUCCAUUUAUACAAAGAUGUCAAGGAGGCGAUCGGAGAUGUCCAUUGUAAGGGUAUAAUGUAUCGGGCAGUUGAAGCAGAUAUUGAGAGGUAUAUCAGCUAUGGGGAGCAGAGCAAAGCUGUUUUGACAAAACUCUCAGAAAACGGGAAGAAAAUGUUCCUGAUCACAAACAGCCCAUUUGACUUUGUUGAUCGAGGGAUGAACUACAUUGUGGGGAAGGACUGGCGAGAUCUGUUUGAUGUGGUGAUCGUGCAGGCGGACAAGCCUGGCUUUUUCAACGACAGGAGAAAGCCCUUCAGACGUGUUACUGAUAAAGGCGUGCUGCUGUGGGACAGGAUUCAUCGCCUGGAGAAAGGACAGAUUUACAAGCAGGGCAACUUAUAUGAGUUCCUGAGACUCACAGGCUGGGGCGGCAAUAAGGUGCUGUACUUUGGAGACCACAUCUACAGUGACCUGGCGGACCUGACCCUGAAGCACGGCUGGAGGACAGGAGCCAUCAUCCCAGAGCUGUGGAAGGAGAUCAAGAUCAUGAACACCGAGGAGUACGUCCACACCAUGACCUGGCUACAGGCACUCACGGGGCUGGUGGAGAGAAUGCAGGUGUACAGAGACCCGGCAUCUCAGGCUGUAGUUCAACAGUGGGUCGAAGAGAGACAGGACAUAAGAUCAAGGACAAAGGACAUAUUCAACGCUCAGUUCGGAAGCCUAUUCCGCACCUACCACAACCCCACCUACUUCUCCCGUCGCCUCAUGCGCUUCGCUGACAUCUACAUGCCCUCCGUCAGCUGUCUCCUGAACUACGACCUCCAGCACACCUUCUUUCCCCGCCGCACUCCCCUGCAGCACGAGUCCCCCCUGUGGCCAGAGCAGAGUACUGCAGUCAGGACGGCCACACCUCACCCAGCUUAACCCUUUGAGGAGUAAGGACUUUUUCCCAGUUCUUCUAGAAUUUCACUUGAACACUCUACAGCUCCCAUAGAACUCUGUGUUAAAAAAUCCCGCAAAGUCCUUGUGACAUUAUAAUGAGAACUCAACAUUUUGGCAAAAUUCUAAUCACGUAUUUGUGAUGGUACACCUCCUCAAGAUCAAGCAUGGAUUCCACUUCAACACUGCUUAUUAUACAGUCUGAUCUCAGGCUGCGGUGACACACCACUGCUCAUUUGACAUUUGGAAGUACUGUAGGUCCCACUUUGAAAAGCAGCGUGUCAAGACGGUGUUACUGCUAAAGGGAGCAACAAUGCGUUUUAAAUGACAUUCAGACAAAAGCCAAGACUGGCCAGCUUUUUAAAAACUACCGUAGCUAUUUAUUUUGACUUUUUAUUUUAUUUAGACUGUUGUCUCUUGAAGAUUCUGUGUUCUGCAAAUUUGACUGGAAUUUCGAAUUCCACUCAGGCCUUCACAAACAACCGGUAAAGGGACUGGCUUUUAGCAGCAUGCACUGUACAGUAUGUAGGGUGUUGAAAGCAAUACCACUCACUUCUUCACACAACUUGUAGGUCACUGAUGUAACAAGUUACAAUUUUAGGCAUGAAAAGGCAUCCAACACACAGGACAAGCUCAGUGUCUGUCUGUCACCGUGUCUUGCAGAGUUAUACUGUACAUUUGCUCUCAGUGAAGCGUAGAUUUGGGAACUGGGUGAACACUUGAAAUCCUGUAAAGCCCCGUCACACCUGGUCUGGCUUCUUAAAAUCCUGCUGAAGGUGAUGAUGCAGCCUGUGUGCAGACAGUGAUGAACAAUGGAUCUUGUGAUGCGGUUGUGCACAAGAUGCUGUUCCUUCUUCUCUGUAAAUGCCUUAUAUGGUCUCAACAGAUAUCACUUCCUCCCAGUCUGUCUUUAGCAAUACAAUAUUCUGUGCUGUGGCAAUAAAAUGAUGUUCUCUUUAGCAUACAUACUUCAGACCUCUUGCUUAAGCAUCACUGAUCACUGAUCGUGAAAUACAAAAUAACCGAACGGAUGAAAAUGUGGUGCUUAUGCAUCUUCGUGUUACAGAGAAGCGAGGCUUACUAUCUAUAUUUUAUAGCAUAGACACAGGGUUUAUCAGUGUACUGAAAAAUAAGUGCUUGUGGCUGUGUCAAGGUUUCCUUUGUGUCUGAAUACUUUUCUAGGUUUUAAGGUAUUAAGGUUUCUAUUGGUGCACUUUGGAUCGCAGAGACCUGACUUGUAUGGGUGUGUUGACGUGCAGAGUGUUUUUUGACUGUUUUAAGGUUUGAUAUUGGCUCCAGUUUGUUGGAGGAAGACAUAAAGCACAUGUGUAAACACAUGGAUAUCUCAUGUAUAUAGUUUUUGUUGCUUGAAAAACCUAAAACUUGGUACUGCAAAUGAUAGUCUAUUUAUCUAGUGACAGGUGUUGCACUAAAUGUCUUUGUUCAAAUGCGUGGCAUAUGUACUGUAUUAACCAAAAUCUCAGCAAAGCAAUACACAAGAUUAGACUAGACAUCAUAACUCCUGGGGCCUAUACUAAGAAGCUGAUUCAGAAGUAAACCAGGUUAAGAGGUAAACCAUCUAACAGAAGAGCCUGGAGUCCUCAUUUUCUUAAAAGCACGAGGACUCCAGGUUCUUCUAUUAGGUGAUUUACCUCUUAACUUAACCUGGUUUGCUCCUGAACCAGCUUCUUAGUAUACCCCUCUGGUGUAAAGUCAUCUUUUGUUGUGUCUGGGAAGGGAGCUCUCAGGAUGCAUCAGGUUUUACUGUACAGGAAAUGAAUUGUUUUACCAGGAUCAUUUGGUGGAACGAAUUAUUGUAUCAAACCAGAAUAAGGACAUUGACUCUGUAUUUCACAGUUCCUCAGAAUGUAACCCCUCAUCUCAUCACACAUUAAAGCAACUUUCAUUCUCUAUCAA